Kwoniella mangroviensis CBS 8507 is the source of this 3669-nucleotide messenger RNA. RefSeq lists its product as uncharacterized. The coding region runs from base 1 to 3669 and encodes 1222 amino acids. The transcript is spliced from 6 exons. The record is from RefSeq and is a predicted model, not a curated record. Lineage: Eukaryota; Fungi; Basidiomycota; Tremellomycetes; Tremellales; Cryptococcaceae.
AUGUCAAAUUCACGAUCCACAUCACGAAAAUCAUCCGUCAAUUCACGUCCUCAUCACACCUUGCCACUUCCACUCCCCGCAUCACUACGUGUACCAUCCAUCACACGAAGACCAUCCAACACUCAGCUAUCAUUUGUGUUCGCUCAAGGUGACUCGGCGAGGUCAGAUGCUCUGAAGAGUGAAGAUCGGUUGUCUAGACAGCUUGACGGGGAUCUGGGUGGGAAACAGAUGGGGUUGAGAAGUAGGAGAUCGUCUUCAGCUACAAUAAGAACAGUGAGGACGGUAUCCGGACUGAGAAGUCCUAGUCCCAGCCAUGCAAGCGUCAUGGAAGAGGAUGAAUCACAGCCUAUAGCAGGUCCAUCCUCAUCAACAAAGCCGACAUCUCCUUCAGCAGAUCCCAUCUCAUCAUCACCUCCCAGACAACCUUCACCAUCACCUCCCAAAAGAUCACUUAACCCCAAAGCAUCUUCGUCAUGGCUAAGAUGGAACUCACCUACACCUUCAUUCCCAAGAUCACCGUCGAUGAGCAAAGGUAAAGGUAAAGGGAAGGAGGUGGUUGAUGAUGUGGUGACGGAAGAGGACAAUGUUGAUAAAGGCACAUUGGCUACACCUCAACCAUCCACCAUCCCUCCUCCAUCUGAUUCUGUGCUCCCAACACCAUUACCACCACCUCCUCUCCUCAUCGAAUCGCCGACACAAAUUAUAUCCGAAUCUUUGACAGGUGCUUCCCCUCAUGUCACAAAUAUCAAACCCGAUGAACAUUUACCGCCUCCUGUUAGCAAACCCCGGGGCUGGUGGGGACGUUCGACGUCAGUCCACCCUACUCCGCUCAAAGAACCAUUUCAACCAUCUGACCAUUCUCCAAUAACCGUCGAAACUCCGUGCCAAACAAUGAACAUACCUGGCGCUCCUAUUUCCUCCUCUGAGGAUGCUCCUACCUCUUCCCCUCAGCCUAUUUCCAAUCCAGUUGUUCCGCCAGCCGCACCCGCUCCUACCUCUUCCACUUCCGCUCAGACAUCUCCACUUUCUGCGACAGUCUAUCAAGAUCCCUCGUCCACUACUUCUACUUCAGCCCCUCCGGCUAGUCAGGGGUGGAAAGGAUACUUGGGAUGGGGGACUGGUGUUAAAGACGUCAAGGCUACAACGGAGCAAGCAGAGGAUUAUGCUGGCACGACAACUGGUGAUGGGAAAGAUGGGGCACCUUUGCUGGACAGCGGAAGUGGUCCAAUGGAUACAUCUAUCGCAAGUGCACCUUCUGAUGAGCCGGAUCAACAAGAGGUUGAGUCCUCAACUGCUCAAGAGCCCACGGCAAGGGGGAACUCCUCAGCUGAAUCUGCUGCCCAUCCCCAACCCUGGUCUUCCUAUCUAUAUUCGUUUGUCGUACCACCACCACGUCAGCAGCCUAUUGCAUCCGGACAACCAACUCAUAGUCAUGCGGUUGAACCAUCUUCACCCACAGAAUACCAAAGACCGGUCCAUUCUGAAUCCUCCCCGAAGGUGAAUGUACGCGAAGCAACUCCCAUACCUCAUCCCGAACCAGAAAAUGAACCCACUCAGACACCCUCGGCGGCUCCCUCACUUGCCAGUAAUCCUGAUAGAAGACCGUCGACCACCGGCUGGUUGAAUUACCUCGCUUUCAGGGCCAGUCAGAAGAAGGUAGCUGGGAGUUCAGUCAAUACAAAUGAAACCGAUAAUAAAGCUACUGGUGAGGAGGUUAUGGACUUUUCAUCUGAUCCUGAUUUUCCUACUUCGUCUACUCCUGCUCCAUCCCUAGUCCCACCUCAAGGACUCAAGGGGAGAGACGUCAAGAUCGCUACUGCAUCGGUCAAGAGUGCCGCACCAAAACCAUCUCAGAACUUAGACGUCAGGAAGAAACGAUUAUCAAACGCCUCUUUGGUAUCUAACAGCAGUCACACUCCAGCGUCAGUCUCCCCCAAAGCCAGAUCGUCGAUAGAAGGCUCUCGACCUGGAAAUAAUGGCUCCUCCCUCCCUCCACCACCACAAGCUCCCACCGUUCAGCCUAAUCUCGUCAUUCCAACAUUUACCGACACCUUCGAUCGACCACCUCGUUGUUUUUUACCUGCAGCUCAACCUCAAGAACAGUCAGAAACCGCCUCAGGUCUCACGGCAGCGACCACUGGUCUUGCCUGGAAAGCGCUUGGUGCAGUCGGUAGCUAUGUAUAUGGGUCUGGAGAAGGAAAACACAAAGUCACACCUCGCACCAUACUGGAGAACGAGACGGAGCCGAGGGGAAGAAAGGAAGGUAGAAAUGUAGGAUCGGAUCUUCCAAGAAGAAUUGGUCUAGGUAGUGGGACUCCGGAUGAUGGUUGGAGGGAUGUGAAAAGGGUUGUCGCAGUGGGCGUUCAUGGGUGGUUCCCCGCCAAGAUGCUCAACAGUGUUAUCGGCGAACCCACCGGUACCUCUGUCAAGUUCGCUAACAUGAUGGGACAAGCUGUUCAACAGUUCUUCCAAGAGAAAGGUGUGGAUGAUAUUAGAUUGACUUUGAUGCCGUUAGAAGGAGAAGGAACGAUCGAGUCGAGGGUUGAUAGCAAUCCUGCUUGGAUCAAUGAAGUCCGUCGAGCAGAUGCAAUCUUCUUUGCCGCUCAUUCCCAGGGUUGUAUCGUCACCACCCAUCUCAUCUCUCGUAUGAUUGCUCAAGGCCAUAUUCGCACUCCUCUCAACGCCGAGGCCGUGUCAAGAUGCGAAUGGGCAUUCGGCCCAAUCGGUGUAGUACCUCCUGACGAACCGAGAAGAGGUAGACGGUCUCAUUCGCAUAUACAGGGGUCGGAAGGAGGACAUCAGAAAGUAGCGAUGUUGGCUAUGUGCGGUGUUCACCUCGGUCCAUUGUAUUCGAUCAGCACUUCAACUGUUAUUCAGCCUUACCUUCAAUGGUUCGAGAACGCAGCUGCGAGAGAAUUAUUCGAAUUUCAAGACUCCUCUUCGGCCGUUAGUGUAGCUUAUCAAAAAGCUUUAUCAAUGGUGUUGGAGAACGAAGUGAGAGUAGUACUCUUAGCCUCGCUGAAUGAUCAAGUGGUGCCCAUCUAUGGUGCAUCGUUUAGCACUGCUACCCAUCCUCUUCUUCUGCGGGCCCUCUAUGUCGACGGUGCUUCUUACACCCAGUCCGACUUCAUGACCAACCUUUUAUGCUUUGCCUUCAUGCUCAGGAAUGCUGGUAUAGAUGAUCAGAGGCUGGUGGAGCAUCUGAGUGAGGCUACGGCGGGUAGUCUUACAGGCGUGGGUCAUUCAACCCCAUACGAAGAAUUAUCCUCCUACUCUCUCGCCGUGCAAUAUCUCUUCCAUGCUGGACCAGCUCGUCAACCUGUACCACCACUCGAGAUAGAACCCUUCUCUGCAAGGGACGUGAAGAACGAUUUUGAAUUGCCUUGGAUAAUGAGAGCACUAGUGGACUCACCGGAAGUUAAGGAUAUCUUCCCUGGCGAGUUGAGGGAUUUGAAAGAGGGGAUUCUGCAUUGGAGACCGAACACGAAGGUAUUGAAGGAGAUCAAGAAGAGACUCGAGCCUAUGGCUGGGCGGCAGUCAAGGCUUCGAGCUCUACAUACGUCCCCGUCGUCUGUCUCUCUGCAUUCUAAUGGUACAGGUGAGGGAUUGGGUGUCAGCCCAGGUGCGAAUAAAGCUUUACAAUCAGGUAAGACUAAAGCUCGUCUGUGA